Molecule: messenger RNA, 1361 nt
Organism: Truncatella angustata
Lineage: Eukaryota; Fungi; Ascomycota; Sordariomycetes; Amphisphaeriales; Sporocadaceae
Product: putative vacuolar ATP synthase subunit D
Exons: 5
Coding region: 106-1218 (370 amino acids)
Biological process (GO): vacuolar acidification; proton transmembrane transport; vacuolar transport
Cellular component (GO): fungal-type vacuole membrane; proton-transporting V-type ATPase, V0 domain; vacuolar proton-transporting V-type ATPase complex
Molecular function (GO): proton-transporting ATPase activity, rotational mechanism
Source: RefSeq, a predicted model, not a curated record
GAAGCAGGCAAUCACCAAAGACCAGAGAUCAACGAUCCGGGAUUGCGUGCACUCUUUCCACGACAACACAUUCUCAGCAAAUCACACCACAAAGUAGUAGCCAAAAUGGAGGGUCUUUUGUUCAACGUCAAUAAUGGCUACAUUGAGGGUAUUGUUCGGGGAUAUCGCAACAGCUUGCUCACCAGCUCCAACUACAACAACCUGACCCAGUGCGAGAACAUUGACGACCUCAAGCUUCAACUCGGCCCUGCGUAUGGCGACUUCCUCGGCUCCUUGCCUCCCAACCCUUCCACAUCAAGCCUCGCCGCGAAGACGACAGACAAGCUUGUCUCCGAGUUCCGAUAUGUUCGCGCCAACGCUGUCGGCUCGCUCGCCAAGUUCAUGGACUACCUGACCUACGGCUACAUGAUCGACAAUGUCGCCCUGCUCAUCACCGGGACCCUGCACGAACGCGACACCAGGGAGCUGCUCGACCGCUGCCACCCGCUUGGCUGGUUCGAGACCAUGCCCGUCCUCUGCGUCGCCACCAACAUCGAGGAACUCUACAACAGCGUCCUCAUCGAGACUCCCCUAGCUCCCUUCUUCAAGGGCUCGCUAUCGCACCAGGAUCUCGAUGAGCUCAACAUUGAGAUUGUGCGAAACACCCUGUACAAGAACUACCUCGAGGACUUCCACAACUUCGUCAACACGGAGCCCGACAUGGCCGGAACACCUACCGCCGAGGUUAUGAGCGAGAUCCUCGAGUUCGAGGCUGACCGUCGCGCUAUCAACAUCACACUCAACAGUUUUGGCACAGAGCUUAGCAAGGGCGACCGCAAGAAGCUGUACCCGUCCUUUGGUCGCUUGUACCCCGAGGGCACACUUAUGCUGUCGCGCGCCGACGACUUCGAGGGCGUGCGACUGGCUGUCGAGGGAGUCGGAGACUACAAGAACUUCUUCGAUGCAGCAGGGCUCGGUGGUGGUCCUUCGGGGCCCGGCAACAUGGCUGGUGGCUCUGGCGGAAACGACCAUCGGAGUCUGGAGGACAUGUUCUACGAAAAGGAGAUGCAAAUCAGCAAGAAUGCAUUUACGAGGCAAUUCACCUUUGCCAUCGUGUACGCUUGGGUGAAGCUCAGGGAGCAGACAAUGCCUAUGGAGAUCCGCAACAUCACGUGGAUUGCUGAGUGCAUAGCUCAGAACCAAAAGGAGAGGAUUGGCAAUUACAUCAGCGUCUUCUAGUGGCACCGAACCCUCCCUGUAUUUGUGUAUAUCUGCUGUUUUGUAGCAUAAUGAGUUUGUUUAUCGGAACCCCCUGAAGCAUGAUUGGUUUUGUUAGUUUACCGCGGCGCUAUUUGGCAUUCAAACAAUUAGAAGAUGAUGGU